GUCAACAAAGUGCGAGCGAAGGCGGCGUCAAAACAAACCAAAACAAAACCAAAACAAAGCGAUGGCCGAAGACGCGGACGUCUUGCGUCAGGUCUGGCACUCGUAUCUCCCGAUCGCCUUCCGGUUGGCCGCCAAUGAGGUGACGAGUCUUCAGGAACCCGAUCCCUAUUACGUCUGGCACUCGUAUCUCCCGAUCGCCUUCCGGUUGGCCGCCAAUGAGGUGACGAGUCUUCAGGAACCCGAUCCCUAUUACGCAAUGGUCUCUCGGAUGACGUAUUUUCCGCUCGUUUUGGAGAAAGUCGUCAAACAUUUGAGUCGUUUUUGCGCCCAAAACGCCGCCCAAAAUAACGACCUUUGGCUCGACUUCGAGGGAACGCCUCUCAAGUGGCACUACCCGGUGGGCGUGCUCUACGACCUCCUCGGCGCCGACUCGUGUCUCCCGUGGACUCUGAGCGUCCACUUCGAGGGCUUCCCGGAGGACGCGCUCGUGCGCUGCAGUUCGCGCGCCGCCAUCGAAGCGCACCUCAUGUCGGGUUUGAAGGAAGCGGACGCUCUUCGGAACCGAUCGCAAGUGAUGUCUUCGCUUCAGCGCCGAGACCACAACCAGCUGUGGCUCGGGCUCUCCAACGACCGCUUCGACCAGUUCUGGGCCGUCAACCGC
Molecule: messenger RNA, 661 nt
Organism: Oppiella nova
Lineage: Eukaryota; Metazoa; Arthropoda; Arachnida; Sarcoptiformes; Oppiidae
Source: the annotation of a GenBank genome assembly